CAAACGUCAGAAUGAAAGCUGUUACAGUGUGAUGUUCUUUUUAUUUGGAAAAUGUCAAAUCCGUGUGAACUAUUUAAAGCUUUAUGCAAAAAGUACAAUAUUGAAGUGCAGGACAACGUUUGUCAAGCGCUUUCGCAAUGAACAGAAAUUAUGCCGUAUUAUUUUGGUUAUGAACAUGGAUCUCGUGGUUCCAGAGGAUGGGAAACUCGACCUUGAGGCUACACUCUUAUGAAAUAGAUGGCGACAUAGUCACUUCAGUAACUAUAUGGGAUAAUAACUGCCAUCUAUUGGCUGACUCUGAUAUACGUCUUACUAGUGUACGAAUAUCAUAUCACUCCAUCAUCCGAGGCUAUCAGUGUAACCUCGAUAGCUGUGCAAAACUCACCGAGUCAGCAGCGCCGACGAGAGCGGGCCACCACUGCCCUACUGUUCAUGGUAUAUCCAGUUCAUCGUGAUUAUACUACAAUUUUCUCAGUAUACAGUGCUGACUAUGUCAAGGACUCCUACAUUAGAUUUAGCAAACCAGACCUUAGCGGUUGGUACAUGUGCUGUGUUGGGUAAAAUACUGCAAUCAACAACUUGUAUCAGAAAGGCCAGUUUUGAGGACUGCUUACUAGAAGAAGAUGGUAUAAAAUCCAUUCUUCUUGGACUGUGCGGUAACUCCUCUGUGAAGACUUUGUCUCUCAAGGGUAAUAGUAUACAGGGCAAUGGAACACAUGCUGUAUCGAAAAUGCUUCGCCAUAAUAGUACAAUAACAAGGCUGUCAUUGGAAUGGAACAAUCUUGGGCUUUGCACAGAGAGCUUUGCAGCUUUCUGUGAAUCUGCAGGAAACAACUCAGCUCUCCAGUACUUGGACCUCAGGAGCAAUCAGCUAGGAACUGAUGCUGCUGUUCACAUUGCCCAAGCUCUGGCAAAAAACAAUACCCUGACUGCUAUUGACAUUCGGUGGAACAGUCUUGGAAAAGCUGGAGGUAAAACUAUCCUGGAGAGCCUCCACCAUAACCGCAACCUGAAAAAAAUUGAUCUGGUUGGUAACAAUAUUCCAAAUGAUAUCAUAUCCUCCAUUGAGCAAGAGAUCGCCCAGAACAGCAGAGCAGCAGUUGUGACACAGAAGUACACGACCUGCACUGAAGUUUUAAAGCAACAGCUAGAGCACCAUGAACGCCAUUCCACUCAUGAAAUUGAACGUCUACAGGAAGCUUUAGCGGAGACAGAACUUAAGCUAAAUAAAACGAUUAAGCAAAGUUCGUUCCACACGGGGCAGCUAGAGGAGAGCCUGCAUUCGAAGAAGUUGGAAGUAGAGGCAGUGGAAUCGAAACUGUCACUGGUCACCUCGGCCCUUCAGCUUUGUCAGGAGAGGUUGGCAACCAUAGAGUCUAGGAACAAAACACUUGAGGAAGAGUUGCAGAGGCACCAGGAACUAACUCUGAAACAAAGUAACAGAGAUCGGGAGACAAUGGAGGCUAUGAAGACAGAGCAUAGUGAAAUAGAACGGACAAUGCAGAACACAAUUGCGAAGCUAGAAGCUCAGAUUGGAGAACUGGAAUUCCAAAAGAGCAACCAAAAGAGACAAGUACUUGACCUUAGAGAGAUGGUGUGUUCAUUGCAGUCGGAAGUGAAAGGUGCAAGAGUAGAAUGUGAAGAACUUGUGUCCUCGGAGGUUGCAAAGCACAAGGAGGUAAUGAGAAUGAUGGAACAGCAGCAUAAUACUGAAGUGCAGAGGAUCAAAAAUGAAUAUCAUCAGGUUGAGACUGAGAUGCGUGAUAAGUUAUCAAAUAUGGAAGCGCGGAGGAGUGAGACAGAGGUAGAGAUCACCAGCCUCAGGGUCCAAGUCACAACAGAAAGAACAACAGCUCAGUCUCAGCAAACAUCCCUCAGACAGCAGUUGAAAGCAGAACACGCAGCAAUUGUGCAUGGGCUAGAGGAGCGACUACGAUCCAUGGAAGAGAGUCGCAAUGAUGCGGAGGAACGAAUGCGAAGUCAGAUUGCGACUUGUUCGUCACUCACAGCCACUAAUGCCAAAUUGAAUACACAGUUACAUGCACUGAGGAACCAACUCACACAAGUGGAGGCA
Penaeus vannamei (Pacific white shrimp) is the source of this 2074-nucleotide messenger RNA. Lineage: Eukaryota; Metazoa; Arthropoda; Malacostraca; Decapoda; Penaeidae. The record is from RefSeq and is a predicted model, not a curated record.